GGUAUACGAAGCUUUCGGCAGGUCUAGUCCUAGGGUGUCGCACCAUGAAUAAGGAAGGUUUAGCUGAAACUUGUUGCCCACACGCACUCUAGCCUCAUCCAGCAUUUGAUGUCCUCCCCAGACUGUUGGCCACAUACGCAGACUUCGGGCCAGAACCUACUGGAUACAAAUAGUUUCUCUUCCCGUUUGACUGAUGAAGAUCCAAAUAAUCACCAAAUAUACAAUCAGCACAACGACCGGUACCUCUUGGGAAACAAGGUAACCAGACAGUCAAAAGUCCACACAGCUACAAGAAGAAUCGGGUUCCUAGGGAACGCAAGCUUUGUCUUCCUGUUACUGUACCUAGGUAGGCGAGGGUUUCCUCGAAGGGACUCAACCUCUCAGACCCCAAUAAUAUAUGACAUAUAUGUCGUCCUUUCCGGGAACUGCCACCAAAAUGUUCUGAUGACUCUGCUCUGGUUUACGUUUCUCCAACCAAAAACGUGAAACGGACGCCCAGUGUAGCCCUCACCCCAAUCCCAAGUACCUUCAUCAAAGACAAGAAUAACACUCAGCUAUAUCGAUCCAAAAAGAGAAAAGGGGGGAGAGGGGGAGAUAGAUAUAUAAAUCCCAAAAAAACAACAAAAAAGACG
Phialemonium atrogriseum is the source of this 632-nucleotide messenger RNA. RefSeq lists its product as uncharacterized. Lineage: Eukaryota; Fungi; Ascomycota; Sordariomycetes; Cephalothecales; Cephalothecaceae. The record is from RefSeq and is a predicted model, not a curated record. The transcript has a single exon. The coding region runs from base 109 to 486 and encodes 125 amino acids.